Messenger RNA from Acanthoscelides obtectus, 213 nucleotides. The record is from the annotation of a GenBank genome assembly. NCBI's taxonomy places the organism in Eukaryota, Metazoa, Arthropoda, Insecta, Coleoptera, Chrysomelidae.
GUGAGAAGGAUGAACUUGAUGCUUUAAUAAUAAAUUAUCAACAUUUGGCGUCAAUUUUGUAAGGGUUAAUCUUAAAUCUCCUCGGCUAAUGAUGUCCAGUCUGUUUCUUUUUUUCGUUAGGUAUGACGAUGGAAAGGAAAUUAAAAAUUUCCUCGCUAUAUUCCAUAAUACGGGAUAAGUAACACGUAUGUUGUUUUGCAGCCAGAAUUGCUG